This is a messenger RNA of Brassicogethes aeneus, 465 nucleotides long. NCBI's taxonomy places the organism in Eukaryota, Metazoa, Arthropoda, Insecta, Coleoptera, Nitidulidae. The record is from the annotation of a GenBank genome assembly.
AUGAUAAAUACUCUUAUUGAAAAAUUAUCAUUUGAGGCCCAUUUGCCUGGUGGUUAUAAGUUUUGUGGCCCAGGAACUAAAUUAACGCGUUUAACACGUAACGAUGUUCCCAUAAAUGCUCUAGAUGCAGCGUGUAAAAAACACGAUUUAGCUUACGCCCGUAACAAGGAUCUGACUAAUAGACACUUGGCUGAUCUUGAGUUAGCCGAAGCGGCUGCUCGACGACAACACGCAGCAGAUGCAAAUUUAAAAGAAAAACUUGCCGCUGCUCUAGUAAAAAAUAUUAUGAAAAUAAAAAGAAAACUCGGAUGGGGAUUAAAUUUUAGGAGCAACGCUUUAACGCCAAAGACGUCUUUAUCCUCAUUCAAGCAUAAAACUCCCGCUAAACAUUUACAUUUCACUCUAAAACGUCAACGUCAACGUUCACGUUCCGCCAUCGCUAGUGCUUUCAAGGAGGAACUGUGA